This is a messenger RNA of Entrophospora sp. SA101, 321 nucleotides long. NCBI's taxonomy places the organism in Eukaryota, Fungi, Glomeromycota, Glomeromycetes, Entrophosporales, Entrophosporaceae. The record is from the annotation of a GenBank genome assembly.
AUGGACAUGGCAACACCAUGUAUGUGGCUACAAAGUUUGCAACAGAAGGAAUUACAGAUGGACAAUCCACAAUCUCCAACUUCAGAAAAUCAGAUUGAAACAGCCAGGGAAUCAUCCUCGCCAUCCAUAUUGUCUACAACUUCUUUAUAUUCUUUGUAUGUGCCAUCUUCCCCCAAUUCUUCAAAUGAUGAAGAUAAAGAUUCAAUAUGGUGGAUUAUAAGUGGUGUUGACAUCUCCGAGACAUGUCAUAAAUAUCGUGUGGAAGUGAUCGAUAAAUGUAAAUCCAUGGCAAUCAUCCUGGAUGCUUUUGAGGAACUCUAA